GUAAUGGUUGUUUAUCUCUGAUAUGAAGUAGAAAUAAUGCAGAGAGAUACAUUGUGUUUGUGUAAUGUGUAGUGCUACAAUGUUUAUGUAAGUGUGAGUUUUACAAACAUUAUGCAGUGGUGUGGUUUCGGUACGCUGUCUUUUAAAGCAUGUGUAACAUUUUGGAGUUGGACAUGAAUCAGAACCCCCUGAAGUAUAGACAGUGAUGUUGACAACAUUAUCAACAACAGCUAGGAGGUUGUCUAUGGUAAAAGUUUGCUUACAGUGUACCGUGGCUUUUCCAUUGUGUGCUGCUGUUGGUAAUGCUUCAUGCAAUGAAUCAUUGAAAGUCGACACAACUAAUAACUAGUCAUAUGUGGGAUGUCAAUUGGGAGACCUCUCUAAGAAUAUAUUUCUAGUAUGAGGGAAGAAAUUUCUUUCCUAUAAGAUGAUCAGCUAGUUGGAGUUUUCGCCUCGUUCACUUUGAGAGGUCCUAGGUCCCAGGGGCUGCAAAAGAUCUAGCAUCAGCAGUCAAAACAGCUCUAGCAUGCAGCAACAGGGGAAGCCACGGUUUCUUAGAUAUCAUCAAGGAAGUGUUCGUGGUGUUGCCUUCAGUCCCAGGGACCGCUACUUGUUUUGCUCUGGUGCCUGUGAUGGGAAAGUGAAUUUAUAUUCUGCAUUGCGUAUGGAGCUACUUAUGUGCUACCAGAUCACAACAAUGACAUUAGCUCGGAAUGUCAAUGCUGUCCGUUUCACCUCAGAUGGCUCCAGGAUCUUGGCUGCUACUACAGCUCGGCGGCUGGCUGUGGUGGAUGUAGAACGUGGUGAGCAGUUGGUUGCAUAUGACAAUUGUGCCUUCAGUGGACGUGAUCGCACAGGCCUAGCUGCAGAUCCAGCAUGUCCUCACAUGGCUGUUCUUGUCAAUGUUAAUGGAAGGGGCCUCACACUUCUUGACUUACGCAUGCCUCUUCCUUUGGAUUUUGUAUAUGAUUUACAUGGGAGUGUGGUGAGAGACCUUACAUUUCUGCAUACCUCUUGGCCAUGGGUGCGUGGCCAGCAAAGUGCCCUGGUGACUGCUGCUGCAGAGGGUACCAUCAAGGUGUCAACACUUGAUGGGCGAGUGCUACAUUCAUAUCAGGCAGGACACAGAGUGAAUUCUGUCAGUCCUACACCAGAACCUUUCAACCUUGCUGCUGAAGAUGGCUUUUACAGUGUGAUAAUGACAGGCGGCGAUGUGGUUUCUGCAUAUGUGCCUGAUGCAGGUAUUCAGGAAAUUUUAAAAGAACAUAAAGACCAACAAAUUUGGAAACUCAGGUACACUUCAAAUGGAAGCCAGUUAUUUACAGUCUGUGAAGGUGGCCUGGUGAGACGUUAUCGUCGUUACCCAGAUCAUCACGAGUUCCUAGGUGAAGUUUAUCAGCACAAGGGGGAUAUCCAAGACAUGGACAUUUCACCAUAUGAUGAAUAUUUAAUUACAGCAUCUAAGGACAGAUCAGUUGGUGUAUUGCGCCUGGGUGCUCCAAACCAUGGUUGGACAGAAUACAGUGAACUGACAUGAUAGUAAAUGCAUGUUGCCAGAUUGUUUUCAUACAUGUGCUACAAAACAGAACGUCUUUUGUGUGACUGUAGCAUAUAGACUUAAUGUUUGAAAAUUACUGGCAGUAUUUAGUGGUGAAUGAGGCUACCUCCUUUCAGAAGACAGGACUCUAGAGAAAGUGGAAUCAGUUGCCGGUCCAUGUCAAACAGCCAAUAUUAUCACAGAAAACUGGUUUUAUACAAAAUUUAUGAAGAUAGUGGCUUAGUGAAAAAGAAAUUUGUGACAUAGAAAUUGUCAAUUUUUUAGAGAGAAUUUUCUACUCAGAGACUGGUUAUACGGUGAUAGACAGUCUGUUACUGUGACACAGUAAUAGCACUCCAGUAACUUUUUUACUGGUUUUUCAUAUCUUUCAUUCAGUCUCAUGCAUAAUAUUAAAUAUUUAUACGUGGAACAAACAGCGUUGUACCUCAUUUUACGUACACUGUUUGAUACAGAGAAAUUUAUUAUAUUUUGUAGCUCAAUAUGCAAAUUCCUUAUCAUUGGUCUUUAGUAUCACAAGUUUUGUAUUUAAGAAAAUUGCGUGCAAUAUUUUCUCAUCAUUUGCUGCUAGUUUAUUGAUGCACUGACAUUUAAUCUCGUCAUCAUUUAUAUCAGGUUUUUAGUACCUAUUCAUAUGAAUUACCUAUUGUAUAAUGACUUGGCAUACAAGCACCUUCAGUGAUUUUAUGUGUAAUUUAUGUUGUUUUCUGUCCAUUGGGCGAAUGUGGAAGAAAAUUACAUUCCACAGUAUUUAUCAGAAUUUGUGUGUCUACUAAUUAAAGAGAGUUGUGUGUGUGUGUGUGUGUGUGUGUGUGUGUGUGUGUGUGUGUUUUAAUUGUCAGCUGUUGAUUAAUAAACUAUAACAUGGCUUAGUUAUUCCUUACUAAUUAAUAAUGCUAUUAUCUCCUUGUU
Schistocerca piceifrons (Central American locust) is the source of this 2467-nucleotide messenger RNA. RefSeq lists its product as uncharacterized. NCBI's taxonomy places the organism in Eukaryota, Metazoa, Arthropoda, Insecta, Orthoptera, Acrididae. Gene Ontology annotation, molecular function: RNA polymerase II general transcription initiation factor activity; protein binding. The coding region runs from base 527 to 1537 and encodes 336 amino acids. Gene Ontology annotation, cellular component: transcription factor TFIID complex. The record is from RefSeq and is a predicted model, not a curated record. The transcript is spliced from 10 exons. Gene Ontology annotation, biological process: transcription initiation at RNA polymerase II promoter.